Molecule: messenger RNA, 1370 nt
Organism: Acipenser ruthenus (sterlet)
Lineage: Eukaryota; Metazoa; Chordata; Actinopteri; Acipenseriformes; Acipenseridae
Product: glycerol-3-phosphate dehydrogenase [NAD(+)], cytoplasmic-like
Exons: 8
Coding region: 215-1264 (349 amino acids)
Biological process (GO): carbohydrate metabolic process; glycerol-3-phosphate catabolic process
Cellular component (GO): cytosol; glycerol-3-phosphate dehydrogenase (FAD) complex
Molecular function (GO): NAD binding; glycerol-3-phosphate dehydrogenase [NAD(P)+] activity; protein homodimerization activity
Source: RefSeq, a predicted model, not a curated record
AGGCAGAGGGUAGUACAGGGCCAUAUAAUGCAGCAGCAGCAGCAGCUUUAGCGUGCAAAACAAGUUCUCUACAGAAUCUGAUUGGCACAGCACUUCCACAACUGGAAUAAUCACCAGAAAGCAGGAAGUUCGCUACCGUACCGAGCACCACUACUUUAUAGUAUAACAUUUGUGAAGUUCUGACACGACCAGUGAAAUAAAUAAAGUAACAAAAAUGCCUGGAAAGAAAGUUUGCAUUGUUGGAUCAGGAAACUGGGGAUCGGCUAUUGCCAAAAUUAUUGGCAAGAAUGUUGCAGGAUCCAACAGAUUUGAUCCCAUAGUGAACAUGUGGGUUUUUGAAGAAGAGGUUAAUGGCAAAAAGCUGACGGAGAUAAUCAACAGCGAACAUGAAAAUGUUAAGUAUUUGCCGGGACACAAACUGCCUAAAAAUGUGGUUGCUGUCCCAGAUGUAGCUGAAGCCUCAACUGGUGCAGAUAUUCUGGUCUUCGUUGUCCCUCAUCAGUUUAUUUCCAAACUAUGCGAUCAGAUCAAGCCCAAAAUCAAACCAGGGACAUUUGGAAUAUCACUCAUUAAGGGUGUAGAUGAAGGGCCUGAUGGCUUAAAGCUCAUCUCCAACAUCAUUCGAGAGAAACUGGAGAUUGAAGUCAGCGUGCUGAUGGGCGCCAAUAUCGCUAGUGAGGUGGCCGAUGAGAAGUUCUGUGAAACAACCAUAGGAUGCAAAAACGUGCAGCAUGGUCAGAUUUUUAAGGAGCUGUUUCAGACUCCAAACUUCAGAAUCACAGUGGUGGAAGAAUGUGAUACUGUAGAGCUUUGUGGUGCUUUGAAGAACAUUGUUGCAGUUGGCGCUGGAUUCUGUGAUGGGCUGGGCUUUGGUGAUAACACCAAGGCGGCAGUGAUUCGCUUGGGUCUGAUGGAAAUGGUGGCCUUUGCAAAGUUAUUCUGUAAAGGGACAGUAACCUCUGUCACCUUCCUGGAGAGCUGCGGAGUGGCCGAUCUCAUCACCACCUGCUACGGAGGUCGCAACAGGAAGGUAGCAGAAGCAUUUGUGAAAACAAAAAAAUCCAUAGAGGAGCUGGAAAAAGAAAUGCUUAAUGGACAGAAGCUGCAGGGUCCCCAGACAUCAGCAGAGGUGUACAAGAUUCUUAAAAAUAAGAAUAUGGCUAACAAAUUUCCACUGUUUACUGCCGUGUAUUUGAUUUGCUUUGAGGGCAGGCCAGUCCAAGAAUUCAUUACUUGCUUACAGGACCACCCCCAGCACAUGUGACCAGGGGAACACAUGGUCCUGCUCCCUACUCCUCUACCAACUCCAUGGUUCUCUCCUACAUUUUAAAUGCUUUGUACUUUGACCAUUAAACCAUUUCAUUGGCCUA